CUAACCAUCCAAGCUGUAUCUUAUGUUGAAGGACUCAAUUAUAACCUUCUUAGCAUAAGUCAGUUUUGUGAUAAAGGUUACUCUUUGGAAUCUGCAAGAAUAUGGCAUCUCUCAAGAACAUCUCCACAAAUGAAGUCAUUCUCACUGGGAAGAGAAUCAGAAACAUCUAUGAAGUGAUAUGGAGCGAUGUCAAGGAAGCAUGUCUAAUCAGCAAAGACAAGGAUGAAGAAGUCAAUGAAGGAGAUAGAAUGAAGCCCACGGAGUUCAUUCCAUUCAGAAGUCUGCCUCUGAAAACUUCACAGAGAAAUCCGGAUUUAGACAGUGCUGAGCCCUCCGGAAAUUUUGGCCAACCUUCCAAUAUUCCGGAUCUCUCAAACGGCGAUAAUUCCGGAAAUGGCGACCCAGUGCAAAUCCAUCCGGAAACACCAACAACUUCUGUUCUUCAACCAGAAGCUGAACUAAAUCAACCAGUCAAUCCCAAUCAACACAAUCUUCGUUGGUUAAGGAAUCAUCCUCCUCAACAGAUCAUCGGAGAUAUUCAAUCUGUCAACCACAACUGUGAACAAAUUUUGGAUGACUACUGGGUAUGGCAAAGGAAUCCUGAAGACUUGCAUCUGGAAUACCUGGCCAACACACCAGUUUCUGACUUUGAAGCAGAUGAUGAAGAUCCUGCAGUCUUCAAGUCAGUCUUCUCAAAAGACACAGAAGAUCAAGUGGUUUUCACUUCUGAAGCACAAGGUGUUUUGGAAGCAGCAGCUGAAGAUUUCCAAACACUUCCGGAAACCUCACAUGUUUCUGAAAUGGUUCUAACUGAAGUUGUAGAAGAGAAGGCAACCUCACCCCCACAAGAACAGAACCAGGAAACAGCAGAAGAAGAAGAAUUACAGCCACUAAUCCGAUCUCAAGUUUUGGAGAUUCUCACCACUCCUUGUGAGAUCUCCAAUCCUACUGAAAUUGAGAUCUCGGAGAAGUCAGCAGAAAUUCCGGAACAGUCAGCUCUUCCAGAAACAAUGGAGCAAGCUGUUGAAGCACAAAGGAAUUCUGGAGAAGCUGAAAAGGAAACUCAAAUGGCGGAACUAGAGGUCUCUCAAACUCCAGUAGCCAUUUUUGAAGAAGAGAAUACAGCUGAAGAAAGAGACUCCAUCUCUAGGGAUAUAUCAAAUUUUGCGCUUGAUGAAGCAGAAGGAGAGUCUGAAAGAACACUGAAGGUUACUGAUGAAGAAAAUGUACAAGAAGAUGCUGAAUCUCUUCCUCUGCAACUCUUCCAAAGAACACCACCAUCUCAUCAGGUAAUCAAUUUUCAUUUCCAUAGCUCUUCCACCCCUACUCUUCCGGAUGAAAUACCGGAAAUCUGGACAAAGAAGGUCCAAGGGCUGAUUGAAUCAGCCCUAGCAUCUCAACAUGCCUCCUUUAGGCAAGAGAUAGAGCAAAUGGAAGUCAGGCACACCCAGCUGAUAGAGAAAUCUGAAGGAAAACACAGCGCAGAUCUCAAAGAAAUAAGCAAAUCAGUGCAGAAGACUCUGGAGAUUAUCUCUCUAUUGAGUGAAACUGUGAGCAACACGAUGGAAAUAUAUGCCUCUGACAGUCAACUUCAACUCAAAGAAAUCAACAAAGUCAAAGAGCAAAUAGCGAAUGUCACAGUUAGUCUCCAAAAACAGAUGUCCCUUCUCCAAAUGGACAUCAGAUCAGCCCUAGCUGUAGCUUCUGCAAAUCAGGUAGUGACCAAAGACUACUUGAAGGUGAUCAUUGACAAUCAAAAGGAAGCAUACAAGCUGUUCAGACUUAUUGGCGCAAAUUCUGGAAACCGCAAGAUGGAACGCCGGUUAGCUAGGCCAUGGUUCUGGGCUAGCCAUCUACCCAGCGAUGGGAAGAUCUUCCCAUCGAUGGAGGUACCGAUGAAGAAAGUCGGAGACAAGUUGACCCCCAAGACCGAAGACGAGUUUGAUGCCGAGGACAUCAAAAAGGUCGAGAAUUAUGCAAAAGCAAUAAACAUGCUUUAUUGUGCCGUAAAUCUUGAUGACUACCGCAAGAUCUCUUGCUGCUCAACCGCCAAAGAGAUGUGGGAUAAACUUGAGGUGACGUACGAAGGAACGGACCAAGUACGUGAAGCCAAGAUUGACUUCCUCACCCAAGAAUAUGAGAUGUUCAGGAUGAAGGAGCACGAGAAUAUCGAUGAUAUGUUCGACCGUUUUUCCAAGAUAGUCAACGAUCUUCAUGCAUUAAAGAAGACUUACACCGACAGGGAUCUUGUGCGAAAGAUCCUACGGAGCUCGACAUCCGAAUGGCGAUCCAAGGCCGAUGCCAUCUAUGAGCUCGACAUCCGAAUGGCGAUCCAAGGCCCAUGCCAUCUUAAGCUUAACAGAGUUAGUCCAGCUUCCUUGUCCGGGUCCGCUCUACCGUCGCCCAGGGCCGAGGCCGAGUAUGUGCCUUGUCUUCGGAAGUUCCCUGGUGGAAGGGCCGGCUGGGGUGGUCCGAGGAUGACUGACCCUGCCGAGGCCGAGCGUGUACCGCUGCCGGGUGGCCUUCCUUGGUCCUUUGUUUAUUCUUGCUUUGCGGAGGAGGCCUUCGAAGAGAUGUACCGACAAAAUCCCUCCCUCCGCCCCAACGGUUUGAUGGGAGGAAUCGGCCAGUCUCUAGUUCUGAAUGCGGUGCCUCUCCGCUCGACGAUAACCGUGGCAUCGUCGUCCCGGGCGCCGCCUCCAAGGGGCAAAAAAUCGGAGGCCGCUAAGAGGAAAACCCGUAAAUCCCUACUCGUUACUGCACUAGAAACGGGUCCAAUCACGAACACGGGUUGUCUGCUGCUAGACAUUGAUUUUGACGAGGCCCUUCGCUUCGUUGGGGAGGGGUACACCGUGCACCGACCACACGCGACUAAUCACGUCUUCUUUGUGACACCGAGAUAUAUGUUCAAAGUCUCCAAGAUCGGGGCGCGUGAGGGAAACUCGUACGCCGUUGUGUCCUCCCAGAACGAGUGCGGUAUGGCCGUUUUCCCCACAUCUCUCAAACUUUGGAAGGCGAAAUUUGUCUUCGUGUCCAGCUUUCCCGGGGGCUGGCACCCUUUCCAGGCCAGGUUUCCUGAGUGUCAUUCCUUUGUUCGUCAUCCUCGUCCUGACCCCACUCCAGAACUUCUUGCACACGCUCAGAAACUCCUGGAAGACUGCCGACCGGAACCCCCUCACGUAUACACGAUGUGCACGGAGCAGAACCUUGCGGAGGUGGGGAUCCUGAUCUCCCUCGAUCGACAGUUCGAGUUAGCCGAGGCCGCGCGAGGAGUUCGUCCUAGGCAUGGGCUCGAAGAGACUGCCUCGGGUUUGUCGGUGGAGGGAUCUGAGGAAGUGGACGAGGACGAGGAGAUUGAAGCCGAUGAGGAGUCCGGACAGCCGUCCUCCUCCGAGGACGCAGAUGACGUGGACCCUUUCGAAGGGAACAUGCGUUUUCCUAAAGUUGUGCGGAAGGCUAGGUCGCUGGCCCAGAGUCAGGACCGAGAGGAGGAGGUCCAACGAGGGCCACCUUCAGGGGAUAUUUCUCGGUCUGUCGCGAUCGUUCCCGACUGGGAAAUGGUUCCGGCCCAGAACGAAAGGGAAAGGAAAAUCCUCCAAGUAGAGGAGGAGGCCGCGUCCGAGUAGGACGUAAUCCUGACCCAAAGUCCCCCUGCCAAGCGCCCGGCCGUUCUAGAGGAUGGGAGGUUCUCCGCCCUCCCCGACGAGAACGUGCAAGCCGAAGCCGAGGCCGCGGCCUUGACCGCGAUGCUGAAAGAUGAGGGCGAAAUCUUGUCGUCCCUGCAGGAGACGAUGG
This is a messenger RNA of Cuscuta campestris, 3795 nucleotides long. The record is from the annotation of a GenBank genome assembly. Lineage: Eukaryota; Viridiplantae; Streptophyta; Magnoliopsida; Solanales; Convolvulaceae.